Molecule: messenger RNA, 1134 nt
Organism: Salvia splendens (bonfire salvia)
Lineage: Eukaryota; Viridiplantae; Streptophyta; Magnoliopsida; Lamiales; Lamiaceae
Product: protein EARLY RESPONSIVE TO DEHYDRATION 15
Exons: 3
Coding region: 417-905 (162 amino acids)
Source: RefSeq, a predicted model, not a curated record
UUUGGACUCAAUUUCUUCAGUUUUUAUCAGCUUUGACUACUCGAAUAUAUCGAUCGUCUUUUUAAGCUCUUGAGAGAGUAGAUCUGGUUAUCAGAUGCUCGGAUAGUGAAAAAAGUGUGAAUUUUGUGAGGUAUUUUACUCGGUUGGUAGCGAUCAGAUGUUAAAUUCACGUAGGAUAAUUGUUUUGCGUUUGACACUAAAAACUAUAGCCAUUUUUAGCUACAGAUGUUUUGGAUCCUUGAUUUCAGUAUAAGUAAGGUGUGAAUGAAAAUUGAUCAGAGAUUCCGAUUGAGAGAACAAUACAGAGUUCACAGAUAUCCUGUUAUUUUGUCUCUUUUCGGUUUGAUAAUGAAGGCGAAUUGCAGUGAAAUUGUAUAAAGAGAUGCAGGUAAUUUCGAUCUGAAAAACAAGGAACCAUGGCUCUUGUAUCCGGAGGAAAGUCUUCACUGAAUCCCUAUGCCCCGCUGUUCAUCCCGGCGGCAGUGCAGCAAGUGGAGGACUUCUCACCCGAGUGGUGGAACCUCGUUACCACCGCCACAUGGUUCAAGGACUACUGGCUGAACCAGCAUCAGGGGGAGGACAUCUUUGGGGAGGAGACCGAUGGCAACGACGUCGUUGGAUUGUUGCCCGAUAACUUUGACCUUGGUAUUGAUGAGGACACCCUAAACAUGGAAGCACAGUAUGAGGAAUUCCUCCAGUCUGCUGAGGGCCAAAACUACCAUGAAAGCAAGGCUGCCAUAGGAAUCACUGAUAGUGGUUUGAGCAAGAAUGCGACGCUGGUGAAGACUCUGAGCAUGCCGAAGGAGAGAGGCUACUUGUCGCCACGAGAGGUGAUGAAGUGGGAGAAGCCUGCAAAGAUUGUGAGCCCAAGGUGCAGCCCUCGAUUCAUCCAGCAACCUCGUUGAGAUCCAAGGUUGGAUUAGGUUGCUAGCUCUCUACAAAAAUCUGCAGCAGUGUUUGUUUUUCGUGUAGCUUUUUUUAUGUAUAGAGCAAGGUUUGGCUGUGUCUUUGUACUUGUAGCCUUGUUCAUAUCCUGACGUCCCUUGUUUAGCUUUGACUAUAAUGAAAAUGUAAAAAAGAAUGGAACAGAUAUUGUAAGAGCUCUACUUAUAUGAAGAAAAGUAAUUCCAAAAA